Messenger RNA from Fonsecaea pedrosoi CBS 271.37, 264 nucleotides. RefSeq lists its product as uncharacterized. NCBI's taxonomy places the organism in Eukaryota, Fungi, Ascomycota, Eurotiomycetes, Chaetothyriales, Herpotrichiellaceae. Bases 1 to 264 code for a protein of 87 amino acids. The record is from RefSeq and is a predicted model, not a curated record. The transcript has a single exon.
AUGCGCGCCCUACAUGUUGAUGCUGAGCUAUCGCCAUUGGUUCGUCGAGAGUUCACUUUAGUCAAACCAGGUUCUGUCAAUGGUCAUACAGUAGAGGGUGAUGAUGGAUCACAAGAUGCCCACAAGAUUAUUCUUCGCACCCAGUAUAGCGCAACUACCAAUCGCAUGCUCCGUGUUGCCGUAAAUGGCUUCAUGGAGUCUCUAGGCGUUGUCCUGCAAGUCAUAGAGGAACUAGAUGUGGACAUUCUACAAUCAAGGUCAUGA